This is a messenger RNA of Lecanosticta acicola, 1476 nucleotides long. NCBI's taxonomy places the organism in Eukaryota, Fungi, Ascomycota, Dothideomycetes, Mycosphaerellales, Mycosphaerellaceae. The record is from the annotation of a GenBank genome assembly.
AUGCCUUCGUCAAAGGCGGCAACGGCGAGCCUACAGUGCCAGAAAUGCAAGACGCCUUUGAGAAUUGAUGGAUCGCUUGAAAGCCUCAAUCCCGCUUCGUUCAAAAUUCUAGCCGAUGCAGCUCCGAUCUUGGCGCCAAAACCGCCGGAGACGCCACGGUCUGCCGCUUCUAGGGAGCGGAAGCAGUUAUAUCGUCAAGUCUCCCAACAGGCUGGACAGCCUAUGCACAAGCGCAAAGUGUCUCCUACGCAAAGGAAUACGGAUGGCAAGAUCAACCCCGUCAUGUCCUAUAUUAUGCUCUCAGAAUCUCAAAUGAAAGCCGAAGGCUCUGACGACGUCUUCUCCUCGGCGAGCAAGAAGAGUGCGAGCUCUAAGAGGAGAGAUGGCCAGACUUCUUCAAAUGGGGAAAUCUCGCUCUCUCAGGACUUGGAAACUGCCAUGCGACUGUUCGAAAUUUUGUCGGCGCGCUCCGAUAUCGACCAUCCUAUCUGCAGCGAAUGCACGGAGCUGCUUCUCGAAGGUCUCCAAAAGCGCCAAGUUGGCGUGACUCGCGAGCGCGAUGCCUAUGUCGAAUUUCUCAAGAGGGCUCAGCAAGAUCUCCCAACUGAUGAAGAAAGGGCGAAGACGAAACGAGCUUUGGAAGACGCUCGGCAGCGGGAGAAGCGCGCGCUUGAAGAGCUGGAGGCUCUCGAAGCGGAGAAGGAGCGCAUGGAAGACGAGAUCGCAGCACUGGACGCACAAGUUGAAGAACUUGACGAAGAAGAGGAGCAAUUCUGGCGGGAGCGUAAUGCUUUCACUGCAGAGCUGUCAAGCUUUCAAGAAGAGCGUGACAGUCUUCAGAGCCAGCUUGCUCAAGACAGCAAGAUUCUCGAAGCACUUCAACGUACUAACGUUUACAACGAUACCUUUUGCAUUGGACACGAUGGCACGUUUGGGACGAUCAACGGACUACGCCUUGGCAAGACGCAAGAUCAGCCUGUCGAUUGGCCAGAGAUCAAUGCUGCCUGGGGCCAGACUCUAUUGUUGCUCACUGUUGUGGUUGAGAAACUAGGCAUCAAGCUGAAAGGGUAUGAGCUGGUCCCUGUCGGAUCAACGUCGAAAAUCAUCAAAUUGGAGUACUCUCAGACUGCAUCGACCCUAGAUGGCAAGCCAAAACGGACAAUCCUCGAGCUGUUCAGCAGUGGCGAUUUGCCACUUGGCCUGGGUUUUCUGCAUCGCAAUUUUGACGGCGCCAUGAUUGCUUUCCUGGAGUGUCUACGGCAAGCCGGCGAGCAUGUGGAACAUUCCACUUCCACACAAGGAACGUCUGCGCUUAAGAUGCCGUAUCAAAUAUCAAAGGACACAAUCGGUGAUGUUAGCAUCAAAUACGAGAAGUUUGCGCAGGAAGAACAAUGGGCCAAGGCUUGCAAAUACACCCUCACGUGCUGCAAGUUUCUUCUUGCUCACGCAAGUCACGUCGCUGAAGCAGGAAGCUGA